Messenger RNA from Vitis vinifera (wine grape), 342 nucleotides. RefSeq lists its product as uncharacterized. The record is from RefSeq and is a predicted model, not a curated record. The coding region runs from base 7 to 342 and encodes 111 amino acids. Lineage: Eukaryota; Viridiplantae; Streptophyta; Magnoliopsida; Vitales; Vitaceae. The transcript is spliced from 4 exons.
UUGAAAAUGGAGGUGGCAUGGACGAGGCACUGGACUUCUAUUUUUGGGCUGUUAAUAAUUAUUCAAUUCUUCUUCUGUAAUCACUCUUUCGCGGAGGACCCAGAAAGGAGUAUUAUAGGCGAAAACAACAAUGAUGAAUCGACACAUGGGGUACAGCUACAAAUAGAUGGUGACAAAGUGGUGAUGGAUAAUGGCAUCAUACAACUCACCUUGGCGAAACCAGAGGGCUCUGUGGUGGGAAUAAAAUACAAAGGAGUUGAAAAUUUACUUAGUCACCGUUACAAAGAAAGUAGUAGAGGGUAUUGGGAUUGCGUUUGGCAAGAAAAUGGACAAUGGGUGUAA